Menidia menidia (Atlantic silverside) is the source of this 333-nucleotide messenger RNA. Lineage: Eukaryota; Metazoa; Chordata; Actinopteri; Atheriniformes; Atherinopsidae. The record is from the annotation of a GenBank genome assembly.
AUGCCUAAGCUGAUGUCAACUCUAAUGUUCAGUGUCCAUCUCAGUGAUCUCCUGCUGCAGCUCCUGCUGAAGCUCUUUGACUCCCCUCACUGCAGUUUGCUGCUGGGAUCUGACCUGCUGCUUCACAUCAGAGCGUCUGUUCUGGAUGAGACGGAUCACCUCAGAGAACAUCUUCUCACUGUCCUCCACUGUUUUGUCAGCAGACUUAUCGAUGGCCUCCACCUCCUGCUGGAGCAGAUCCACAUCUUUCUGUGUGUCCUGGACUCUCUGCUGGAUUUGUUGCCGCCUCCCCUCCAGCUCUCUCUGCCUCUCAGUCCUUUCUGCUGCCGCUGA